Messenger RNA from Priceomyces carsonii, 1239 nucleotides. Its product is annotated as amino acid transporter. Bases 1 to 1239 code for a protein of 412 amino acids. The transcript has a single exon. Lineage: Eukaryota; Fungi; Ascomycota; Pichiomycetes; Serinales; Debaryomycetaceae. The record is from RefSeq and is a predicted model, not a curated record. Gene Ontology annotation, biological process: regulation of intracellular pH. Gene Ontology annotation, cellular component: membrane; vacuole.
AUGCUAAUUGUAAAUGAGCUACGCUUGACGUUUGGAUCGUUCUUCUUGUUUGGAUUACUUAAUAACAUUUUGUAUGUGAUCAUCCUAUCUGCAGCAAUUGAUUUGGUUGGUUCCUCUAUGCCAAAGGCGAUCGUAUUACUCGCAGAUGUUACUCCUUCCCUUGCUGUGAAAUUGACGGCUCCGUUCUUUGUGCACUUCAUUCCAUAUUACGUGCGUCUAUGGCUCUUAGUGGUUAUGUCUGGUCUUGGGAUGUUGGUAAUCAGUUUGAGCUCUCAAACGAGCAUUGGCUUGAAAGUAUUUGGCAUAGCAUUAGCAUCACUAUCUUCAGGGCUCGGUGAGUUAACAUUCUUACAGUUAACUCAUUUCUACAAGAGGGAAUACUCAGUGGGUGGAUUUUCAAGUGGAACAGGUGGUGCGGGUUUAUUUGGAAGCUUCUUGUUCAUGCUAUUCACUAAUGUGUUUGGACUUAACGUUCGAGGUGUUCUUUUGAUGUCUUCUGUCUUGCCAUUAGGUUUUUUGGCAACUUUCUACAUACUUUUACCCCUGCCAGGUAUUACAGAAGAAGUAAUCGAAUAUGAAAGCUUGCAGAGUGAAGAAAUACAGCAAAGUUCAAUAGUACUGGACAAUCCAAAGCUUAGUAUGGCAUUUAUAAAACAGCACAUUCGCAAUACUGUAACAAAUAUUCGACCACUUAUUAAACCAUACAUGCUUCCAUUAUGCUCUGUCUACAUAUGUGAGUAUGUCAUUAAUCAAGGGGUUUCUCCAACGCUAUUAUUUGACCUCAAGGGCCUUCCUCGCUGGUUAUUUUCUUCCUAUAGAGACAUAUAUGUGGUGUACGGUUUCUUGUAUCAGCUUGGAGUCUUCAUUUCCCGAUCUUCGAUCAAUUUUGGUAUCAGAUUAAGAAAUUUGUAUUGGCUCUCGAUCUUACAAUUCAUUAAUUUAGUCUUAACGUUGUGUCAGUCUAUCUACGAUUUGCCUUUUCCAAAUAUUUGGUUAUUAAUGAUCUUAAUUUUCUAUGAGGGCCUAUUGGGCGGGUUUCUGUAUAUCAACACGUUUAUCUCGGUUAGUGAAGAUGUACCCAUAUCAAAGCGUGAAUUUAGUAUGGGCUGCGUUAGUAUUAGCGACAGUUUGGGGGUUGUUUUGGCAGGCUGCUUUAACUUUUGGCUAGAGAUUCGUCUCUGUCAACUUCAAGUUCGGAGAGGGCGUGAUUGGUGUCGAAAUGGUGGCGGUUUGACAUAG